Parathielavia appendiculata is the source of this 2411-nucleotide messenger RNA. RefSeq names its product histidyl-tRNA synthetase. Lineage: Eukaryota; Fungi; Ascomycota; Sordariomycetes; Sordariales; Chaetomiaceae. Gene Ontology annotation, molecular function: RNA binding; histidine-tRNA ligase activity; ATP binding. Bases 275 to 2059 code for a protein of 594 amino acids. The transcript has 18 exons. Gene Ontology annotation, cellular component: mitochondrion; cytosol. The record is from RefSeq and is a predicted model, not a curated record. Gene Ontology annotation, biological process: histidyl-tRNA aminoacylation; mitochondrial translation.
UCCCAGUCGUCGUCGCCUGCGGAGGGACAAUGUCGCCCUUACUGAUGCUUUGGUUUGCAGUUUCAUUUGAAAGACGGAUCUGAUAACUUAAGGUUAGCGGCGGAUUCAAAAGCCAGUCAAGCAACCAAUCGAACUACGUCCCGCACUUUGAUUUCCACUCAGCCUUGCAGGACCCGCAUUCAGAACGAUUGCAGAGGUUUUGCCGGCGGCCACCGACGCUCAACGGCGAGGCAGAGCUUGAGUCACCCCGCGCCAGAUUCCACCCGCAUUUUGGAUGCAGAGCCCGUGGAUCCUCGCCAUCCGGUCUGCUCGAGCACGACCAGGCUUGACUAGGACAGUGGUUACCCUCUCAAUCGCACCCUUCAAACUCGAACCCUCGCCACAAUUCGCGACGACCUCGUCCUCCUCCUUCUCUUCGGCGACGCUUUCGGUGACGAACCCCGCCGACCCCGCGGUUGCCACGAUUAUGGCGCCCAAAGCCCCCAAAUUCGAGAUUAAGACCCCUAAGGGCACCAGAGACUGGUCUGGCCCGGACAUGGUGCUCAGGGAGAAAAUAUUCAAGACCAUCACCGACGUCUUCAAGCGCCAUGGCGGUGUCACCAUCGACACGCCCGUAUUCGAGCUGAAGGAAAUUCUUGCAGGGAAAUACGGCGAGGACAGCAAACUCAUCUACGACCUGGCAGACCAGGGCGGCGAGCUCUGCAGCUUGCGAUAUGACCUGACAGUUCCUUUCGCUCGGUAUUUGGCCAUGAACAAGGACGUCACCCAGAUCAAGCGCUACCACAUCGCCAAGGUCUACCGCAGAGACCAGCCGGCAGUGAAGAAGGGCCGCAUGAGAGAAUUUUACCAAUGCGAUUUUGAUAUUGCUGGCGUGUACGAUCCUAUGAUUCCCGAUGCCGAAAUCAUUAGGAUCAUCAAUGAGGUUUUUGAGGGCCUAGGCUGGCAAGGGAAAUACACCAUCAAGCUUAACUCACGGAAAAUCCUCGACGGCCUCUUCCAAGUCUGCGGCGUGCCGGACCACCUCAUUCGCCCCAUCUCGUCCGCUGUGGAUAAGCUUGAUAAGAUGCCUUGGGCUGAUGUCAGGAAGGAGAUGGUUGACGAAAAGGGGCUGGCUCCCGAGGCGGCCGACAAAAUUGGGCAGUAUGUGGUGCUCAAGGGGCAGCGCGAUCUUCUUGAGAAGCUGCAGAAGGAUGAGGCGCUGGCAGCGAACCCGUCAAUGCAGCAAGGCUUCUCGGACAUGGAGCUGCUCUUCACUUACCUCGAGGCCUUUGGCGCUUUGCACACCGUGUCAUUUGACCUGUCUCUGGCCAGAGGGCUGGACUACUAUACAGGAGUUAUCUAUGAAGUGGUAACAGAAGGCUCUGCCCCUGAAAUCCCCGCUUCGGAGGAGGCCAAAGAGCAGAUCUCCAAGAAAAAGAAGGGCGGCAAGCCUGGCGAUCAGGAGGAGGAUCGUUCCGACGACCCAACUCUCGGGAUAGGAUCUGUCGCUGCCGGUGGCAGAUACGAUAACCUUGUCGGCAUGUUCUCGGGGAAGACGCAGGUGCCGUGCGUUGGCAUCAGCUUCGGUAUUGACCGCAUCUUCUCCAUUAUUCAGGCUUCCCAGAAGAAGAAGGAGAGGCGGAACGAGGUUGAUGUCUUUGUCAUGGCUUUUGGCGGCGGCAAGGACUUCACAGGGCUGCUCAAGGAGAGAAGCCAGGUCUGUGCCCGUUUGUGGGACGCGGGUAUCAAGGCCGAAUUCCUCUACAAGGUGAAACCAAAGCUGCAGAACCAGUUCAAGGCGGCCGAGGCAGGCGGCGUGCCGUUUGCUCUCAUUCUGGGCGAGGACGAACUUGCUCAGGGCAAGGCGAAGCUCAAGGAGAUGGGUCUCCCCGAGGACCACCCGCUAAAGGAGGGCGAACUUAUCAGCAUGGAUAACCUCAUUGAGGAGGUGCAAGCACGGCUCGCAAGGAAGCAGCAGCUCGACAGUAUCACGCAGCAAGCCGAGGGCCUGAAGGUGGUGGACGGCAUCAAGGGUGAAGAUGUCAAAGCCGCUGCAGAGGCGGUCCAGCCUGCAGAGUAAUGUGACUCUGGAACGAGACCGUCCGGCCGGGGCCCGCUACGAAUCAUCAAGGCUUGAGAAAUCACGGGCAAUAUGUCACGGUAGAGCGAAGGGCACUGAUACCAUGGCGGGUUAUAGACUUGGCUUCUGAAAACUAGACUAUUGUGGCGCUUCAGUUUUCUUGACGUUCUUUGGCAAACUGUCUCCUUCAAAGGACUUGGAGGUCCUACUGUGUGUACGCUCAAGCACCGUUACAAUCCCUCCCGUGCCACCUACUCAGAGACAACCCCUACCUUUGGCAGGGGCCAAUGCGGGGUUAGAGUCCCCCAACCGCCGCUCCUAACAGUCCCGUCGUCGACGAAGCUACCAUAAG